This is a messenger RNA of Electrophorus electricus (electric eel), 4336 nucleotides long. It is a transcript of the gene nr2f2, whose product is annotated as nuclear receptor subfamily 2, group F, member 2. The record is from RefSeq and is a predicted model, not a curated record. Lineage: Eukaryota; Metazoa; Chordata; Actinopteri; Gymnotiformes; Gymnotidae. Gene Ontology annotation, biological process: regulation of DNA-templated transcription. Gene Ontology annotation, molecular function: zinc ion binding; DNA-binding transcription factor activity; sequence-specific DNA binding.
CAAAGUUCACUAUAUAGAGAGCUCUGUGAGCCGAUCAGAGAGAAAGCAUUCUGCCAGCCCAGCGCCUACAAAUCGCAAUCACUUCCUAACCUCCCCCUUUUUAACAUAUUUGAUCACUUUGAUUCUCAAGUUCUCUUCUUUCUUAUUAUUUCUACGCGCACGAAGAGGAGGGUUCUGUAGGUGGUGAUCUUUUUUUUUGUUUUAUUAUCGCCGCUGCUUGCCGGGAGAGUUGACUUCAUAUUUGACUCAAGCCCAGGCUUCAUCUGUGCUCGGCUGCUGCUGCUAGCGCUACCUCAUCUGAAGAAAAGGAAGAAGCAGCAUUAUUUUUUGGCCAGUUGUUGUCGGUUUUUCUUCAAGACUUGCGCUGGAACUUGGUGUCGCUCGUCGCCAGUAUCUGUGUACCAAGCUGUUUGUUUCCGUGCGUCUGAGCGUGUAAAGCUUACGCGUGAAGUUGUCGGCCUCUGUCUGUAGUAGGCUAUCUUUUCGCCGACGUAUUUAUUUUCCGUUUUUUUUUCCUUGAUGGGUUUCCUGGAUGGAUGACUGCAAGCGACCCUGGACUUGGCCUCUAAGAGCAGGACUGCGAUUCGGCUCGUCUUCGCCUCAGUUCUAGCCAUCGCCAAGUAACGCGUUUCUGUCCAAGAAACAGGCUACUGUUCGUCAUCGGUGCGCAAGUUUCAGCGGAUAAUCAGACUGUACUGUAGCCUACCGAUCUUUGCAUUAUUUAUUUGACUGUCUUCACUGAUAACAAAACAAAGCCAAAAAACACCGAGCUGUAUUAUUUUAGAAACAAGACACUACGACUCCAAAAACGGAAGACAAAAAGUUUUUUAACGUUGACUGAUAGAUAUGGCAAUGGUAGUGUGGAGAGGCUCCCAGGACGAUGUGGCUGAGACGCAGGGCACACUCUCAUCGCAAGCCCAAGGAGGACUAUCGCUACCGACUCCUCAACCAGGCCAGUUGAAUCUAACGGCCUCUCAGGUUGCCCCACCGACCCCUCAGACACCAGUUCAAGGACCCCCGAACAAUAAUGCACAAUCUACUCCGACGAACCAGACGUCGCAGAGCCAGUCGGACAAACAGCAGCAGCAGCAUAUAGAAUGCGUGGUUUGCGGGGACAAAUCCAGUGGUAAACAUUACGGCCAGUUCACUUGCGAGGGGUGCAAAAGCUUCUUCAAACGGAGCGUACGGAGGAACCUCACUUACACAUGCCGUGCCAACAGGAAUUGUCCCAUUGACCAGCACCAUCGCAAUCAGUGUCAGUACUGCCGCCUCAAAAAAUGCCUCAAAGUUGGCAUGAGACGGGAAGUUUCUCUUGCAGCGGUCCAAAGGGGAAGGAUGCCACCCACACAGCCUCACCACGGUCAGUUCGCCUUGACAAAUGGGGACCCACUGCACUGCCAUUCCUACCUAUCCGGAUAUAUCUCUCUUCUGCUGCGAGCGGAGCCCUAUCCAACGUCCCGGUAUGGCAGUCAAUGCAUGCAGCCGAACAAUAUCAUGGGCAUCGAGAACAUUUGUGAACUGGCGGCCAGGAUGCUGUUCAGCGCAGUGGAGUGGGCCAGGAAUAUUCCCUUCUUCCCAGAUCUCCAGAUUACAGACCAGGUCGCUCUUCUGAGGUUGACCUGGAGCGAGCUGUUUGUGCUCAACGCUGCACAGUGCUCCAUGCCACUCCAUGUGGCCCCUCUACUGGCGGCGGCUGGCCUUCACGCCUCCCCCAUGUCUGCGGACAGAGUGGUUGCCUUUAUGGACCACAUUAGGAUCUUCCAAGAACAAGUAGAAAAGCUAAAAGCUUUGCACGUUGACUCUGCUGAAUACAGUUGCUUAAAAGCCAUCGUGCUAUUUACUACGGAUGCGUGUGGUCUGUCAGACGUGGCCCAUAUCGAAAGUUUGCAAGAGAAGUCCCAGUGUGCGCUGGAAGAGUACGUUCGGAGCCAGUACCCCAACCAGCCAACUCGAUUUGGGAAGUUAUUACUACGCUUGCCUUCGCUUCGCACAGUGUCGUCUUCGGUCAUAGAGCAAUUAUUUUUCGUCCGAUUGGUAGGUAAAACCCCAAUUGAAACCCUCAUCCGGGAUAUGUUGCUGUCGGGGAGCAGUUUUAACUGGCCUUACAUGUCAAUUCAAUAAGCAGAAGGACUGAUCAAAGGGGGUUGUGACUACAAUAGUUAGCGCUUCUUUUGUAGAAGGAAACGGCUGUUACACGAGUUUACUUUCACGAAGAAAGACAUUUUCAUAAAUGACUGUGAAUUUUAAAAUUGAGACAUUCAGUGAACUUUCAAAAAUCCAGAUUGCUCCCACUGUCAUUCUGAACAACCUGUUCCUUUUUUAAGAAAAAGAAAAGAGAAGAAAGAGAGAAAGAGAAAAAGAAAAAGAAAAAGAGAAAAAGAAUGGAAGGACAAAAACAUGCAGAGGAUUCUGAUAAUCCUUUCGGGCAAAGGAACUAUAAAGUGCAUUUAAAGGGGUUAUUUGGAGACAUUUAGGAGAAAAGUCCGUUUUUUUCCCAAAUGACUAUAUUGUCCCGUGUCCAUGUAUCUAUAGCUGGUUUGUAUUUUUUUUUCUUUUUCUUGCUUUCUGGUUCCAAACCGGCCUAUGUGAUUCUGUAGUAUGCAGUUGUUGUUUUGUUUUUCUAAUAACCACGACUUAAAACGGUUGAGUAAUGUAAAGACGUUCUUCAAGAAUUAAAAGUAAAUCUACAGCAAUAUAGGACAAGGAUCUACUUAAUGCUGCAAGCGCACUUACUCUUUGAUAUGCCCUAAUAAACGGGAAUAGGGAUUUCUGGACAUCAGGUUUGAACUAUCAACUCAAAUAAACAAACCCGUCCAUUAAAAGCCAGAUUAGUCGUAAUGUUCCAGGGUGUCCCCAUCUAUGCCACUGUUCUAUGUAUUCGACACCCGCAGACCAUCAUCUCUUAAACAAUUAAGAUGUAGACUUUAUCACAUAGAACUGUUGUCACUGGACAGCUGUUGUACGCUACCGAAACGUCUGUAUGUUAUACGGUUGUUUAGAAGCUGCGACCUACUUCACUGAUCUGACAUUCAGUAGGCUAUAGUAAGUGGUUAUAAAUGUUUUACUGUAAACAAUAGAACAAAUAAUUUGGUUUGAGUGUAAAAGUUGAAUUUGUUCAAAAUUUCUGUUAAUUUAACGAGUCCGUCCACUUAGUGUAGUGCGGAAUCGUCGCUAAACUAUUUUAAAGAAUACUAGGCUGUUUUGAAGAUGGGAGACGUGGGAGGUCACCAUUCCUUUAAUGACAAAGCAAAAGUGUUAUCAAGACAUCUCGAAAAGUCUCCCCAAUAUUUCAGACAUAAAAGUGCCUGUAAAGCGCAAAUCACCGAUUUGUUAUUAAGCGUUAUUCUACGUCUAGGCUAGACAACGUGGGGAACACGCUUCAAUUUUACAACUCAGUCUUAUGAUUGUGUAUUUCACUUGAAAAAAAGACGAUUAGAGGCAGUAUUCUUGUAAAUAUAGGUCAAUUCAUUUCAAUGACUUUUUUCUUAUACAAAGUAUAUGUGAUUAAGAAAAAAAACUGUGGUUGCCAUUUUUUCGGUAAAACAAAUGUCUUCAAAAUGAGUGGCAGACUUAGCUAGUAGCACUGAAAGUUCUGUUUGUAAUGUAUAUACAUAUUACGAAAAAAUGUUUUUUUUUUCUUUCUUUCUUUUUCAUGUAUUUAGACUGUGAAUGCAUGGCCACAGGUCGCUAACCUAUUUUACCUUUGAUAUAUAUAAAUGUAAAUGUUUUUGACUGUAUAGAUAUAAUCUGUGCAUUCAGUACACUAGCCCUUGUAUUUAAAAAAACACAAAAAAAAAAAAACAAAACGUUCAAUGAUAGGCUAAGACUUAACAGGGUGAGCUGGUUUGGAAAGGGGUGGCUAUUUUGACUUAGUGUUCCUGCUCCUUUUCGGUCUGUAACAGAUGCCUUGUGUGUGUAUGUGUGAAAGCUUGCAAUUUCGUCCUUGUUUUGAGGCUUUUCUUCAACACACAAGACACCAUGUUGUGGUUGGAUAAAAAGGGAUCAUAUUGUGUAGAUGACUGAACAGUUAUCUUGGGCUCUUCCCCUGCCACAUAUGGACCAGAGAAUGAUACAUGAUUGUAAUUAUGAACAGUUUAAACUGACCCACGUUUUUAUAUAAAUAUAUAAGAAUAUAUUACUGCAGGGUAUUGAUAACGUAUAGAUACUUUUUUAUCAUUAUUGAUUAUUAUUAAUUGCAAGUGAUAUACGUGAGUGUGUGUGGAAGUUUAUAGUUGAAAACAAUUCUUGUUUGUUUGUGUUAGCUUAUUGUAAACAAGCAUUCUGCUGUAAAUUUGUUCUUGGUAUUAAAUUAUAAUUUAUGAAUUUGAAAUCAAAA